UGUAAACUAACGCUCCAGCAGCCAGUGCGCUGCGAGCAGCGGCGGUGACAUCACGCGUCUGCAGCGCUGACGAGCGGACAGCAAGCGUUGAAAUGACAGCGAGAGCGCAGCAGCCAUUAGCGCGGCACCGCAAUUUUAGGCCCGUCUGUACACAGAUGUUGCUGCGUAAUUACCUCUAAUCCAGCUGUGGGCACCUCGUUGAUCCUAUAAACGGGCAACCGGCGCGUUCAAUUCGUGAUGGUGUCGCUGCAGAACUACAAUGAAAACUGGCCCUUAACAUCCACCGUACAUUUACAUAAUAUGCAAUAAUCUACACGUGAAACCGCUCCCCAAAGCGACGAAGAUGGGAUGCAUCAGGGCUUGUCUGCAGAAAAUGAGACUCACGGUGAAGCUGGAGCGGUUCAGACAGCUGGGGCGACAGUAUCCGGUCUUCUGCUUUCUGCUGCUGGUCCUGCUGCUGUCCACUGUGCUUUUAAACAGAUAUAUACACAUUAUGAUGGUGUUUUGGUCCUUUCUGGCCGGAGUUGUCACUUUCUACUGCUCUUUGGGGCCCGAGUCUCUGCUGCCCAAUGUCUUGGUCUCCAUCAAACCAAAAACCAAGUUAUACCAACAGGAGCUGUUUCCACUGGGCCACAGCUGUGCUGUUUGUGGAAAAAUCAAAUGCAAAAGGCAUAGACCGACUUUAUUACUUGAAAACUAUCAACCAUGGCUUGACCUGAAAGUUCCUUCUAAGGUGGAUGCUUCUCUUUCAGAGAUUCUGGAGCUGGUUCUGGAAAAUUUUGUGUAUCCUUGGUAUAGAGACAUCACGGAUGAUGAAGCGUUUGUUGACGAACUCAGAGAGACUUUGCGCUUCUUUGCGGCUGUCUUGGUCCGCCGAACCCAGAAGGUGGAAGUGGCAUCCCUCAUCACACAAAAGCUUCUUAAAGUUUCCAUGAAGCACAUUGAAAUAAUAGGCAAAGCAAGACAGAAAGUAAAGAACGCAGAGUAUCUUCAGCAAGCUGCCCUGGAGGAAUACGGCCCCGACCUCCACGUCGCCCUUCGCAGUCGCAGAGAUGAGUUCCUCUACCUCAGGAAUCUGACUGAGAUGCUCUUCCCCUACAUUCUGCCACCCAAGGCUACAGACUGCAGAUCUCUUACUCUCCUGAUAAGAGAAGUAUUGGCUGGUUCUGUCUUCCUUCCUUCAAUGGACUACUUGGCUGAUCCUGACACAGUGAAUCAUUUACUUUUAAUAUUCAUCGACAACUCCCCUCCCGAAGAAGCCACAGAGCCCACUUCAACGUUGGUUCCUUUCCUGCAAAAGUACUCUGAUAUUCGCAGCAAAAAGCCCUCUGUGCUGAAGUUGGAGUUGAAGGAAAUCAGAGAGCAGCAAGACCUUCUCUUCCGUUUUAUGAACUUCCUGAAGCAAGAAGGGGCUGUUCAUGUGCUCCAGUUCUGUCUUGCAGUCGAGGAAUUCAACGACAGGAUACUAUGCCCUGAGCUGUCUGACACCGAGAAGAUGAUGCUUCAUGAGGAGGUGAAGAAGAUCUAUGAGACGUACUGUUUGGACGAGAGCGUUGACAAGAUCCGCUUCGACCCCUUCAUAGUGGAAGAAAUACGAAACAUUGCAGAGGGCCCAUAUGCAGAGGUGGUGAAACUGCAGACCAUGAGGUGUUUGUUCGAGGCCUAUGAGCACGUCCUGUCCCUCCUGGAGAAGGUUUUCACUCCCAUGUUCUGUCACAGUGAUGAGUACUUCCGCCAGCUUCUGAGAGGGGCGGAGUCUCCUGCCAGGAAUUCCAGGAUGAGCAGUUCCUGGGACUGGAGCCCCGAGUCCCCGUCCUCCCUGUUCACCGCCUCUGGCAGCUCUUCACCUGCAUCCUAUAACUCUCUCCAUGCCCAGCCCACGUUUACAACUUUCCCAUACGGCUCGCUAUCCCACCGCCACUCAUCACCCAAGAACACAUCAAAGAGGGGCGAGUCCUUUGGGAUCAGCCGUAUUGGCAGUAAGAUCAAAGGAGUGUUCAAGAGCACAACAAUGGAGGGAGCCAUGCUGCCAUCCUAUGGGCCGGUGGAGGGAGAGGACGAUAUGGUGGAGGAAGCCAUAAUGGUGCUGGAGGAUGACUCCCCAGUGGAGGCGGCCUCCACCCCGAGCACCCCCCGAAACCUCUCAGCCUGGAACAUCACCAUCCCGUACAUUGAUUUCUAUGACGACGAUGUGAAGAGGGAGAGGAUUCCUGUGUUCUGCAUCGAUGUAGAACGCAAUGACCGGAAGGCAGUGGGACAUGAGACUGAGCACUGGUCCGUGUACAGAAGAUAUCUGGAGUUCUAUGUCUUUGAAUCAAAGCUCACUGAGUUUCACGGCUCAUUUCCAGAUGCGCAGUUGCCUUCGAAGAGAAUCAUCGGUCCCAAGAAUUACGAGUUCCUCACAUCGAAGCGGGAGGAGUUUCAGGAGUACCUUCAGAAACUUCUGCAGCAUCCGGAGCUGAGUAACAGUCAGCUCCUCGCCGACUUCCUGUCCCCUUAUAGUAUGGAGUCUCAGUUCCUGGACAAGAUGUUACCGGAUGUGAACCUGGGGAAAAUCAUUAAGUCAGUUCCCAGCAAACUGAUAAAAGAGAAAGGGCAGCAUCUGGAGCCUUUCAUCCAGUCCUUCUUCAACUCCUGUGAAUCUCCCAAACCCAAACCGAGCCGCCCUGAGCUCACAAUCCUGAGCCCCACCUCGGAAAAUGAUAAAAAGCUCUUCAACGACCUCUUCAAAAACAACGCCAACCGAUCAGAGAUGACAGAGAAGAGACACAAUCAGAACUAUUUCAUGGAAAUGAUCACGGUUGAAGGGCUGUAUGACUACUUAAUGUUUUUGGCCCGAGUCGUCUUCCACGUUCCCGACUGGCUGCACCACCUGCUGAUGGCUGGCCGGAUCCUGUUCAAGAACACACUGGAGGCCUACACAGAUCACUACCUUCAGCACAAACUAAACAAAGUGGUCCAGGAACACCGGCUAGUCUCGCUCAUCACCCUGCUGAGAGACACUGUGUUCUGUGAGAGCAGUCUAGCCCGCUCGCCUCAAGACAAGCAGAGGAGGGCCAAGAAGACAUUUGAGGAGAUGAAGACCUACAUUCCAGACAUUCUGGGGAAAUGUAUUGGAGAAGAAUCCAAGUAUGAAGGGGUGCGUCUUCUGUUUGACGGACUGCAACAGCCAGUUCUCAACAAACAGGUGGAGUAUUCCUUUAAUGCUCUAUAUCCCCUCUCUGCUUUUGGCCUUCCUCAGCUGACAUAUGUGCUGUUGGACAUCGCCAUUCAAGAACUUUUCCCUGAACUAAACAAGCAGGUACAGAAGGAGGCCGCUGUGAUGCCUCCAUGGAUGUAAAAUGCACUUCAAUGGACAUGAGCUGACAUGCUUUCUAGGAAUAAAACAAAGCAUGAAACGCCUGAAGAGACUUGUGUUGGUUUGGUUCCCUGAAACUAACACAGAUCAUAUGUACUGUAUCUGACUUGGAACACAAGGCAUCUCCUGCUGUAUGUAUCAUUUAUUUCUGCAAAAUAAAUGAUAGAAAUAAAUGACACAACGGUGUAAAGCCUUAACUAUCAACGCCAACAGUGUAAAGUGUGUAUCUGUUUCACAGAGUACACUUUAAAUGAGUUAAUGUGAUAUCCUGUUGAGCACAUUGUGGUAUUGCCACAGAUGUGAACUGCCAUAAAAUGAUCACCUCACAUUAUAGCUUCUAACACCUCUCGUUUGAAAAAGGGUGAACAUAAUUCCACUCACAAUGUUUUGAAAGGUCAAUACUCUAUUAAGCCCUGAUUGCGCUAUUAUUGGGAGAUAAGAGACAUUUACAACAAUCUUCCUUCGAUUCCCAUUUUCAAUUUAUUUUAACAGUCUAACAAAAGAACUUGAAAGACUUUGACUUGAAUGUGUCGUAUCUUUUAAAC
This is a messenger RNA of Cyclopterus lumpus (lumpfish), 3903 nucleotides long. RefSeq names its product sorting nexin-14-like. The transcript is spliced from 30 exons. Gene Ontology annotation, biological process: autophagosome maturation. Gene Ontology annotation, molecular function: phosphatidylinositol-3,5-bisphosphate binding. The record is from RefSeq and is a predicted model, not a curated record. Lineage: Eukaryota; Metazoa; Chordata; Actinopteri; Perciformes; Cyclopteridae. Bases 344 to 3340 code for a protein of 998 amino acids. Gene Ontology annotation, cellular component: late endosome.